AAAACGUGAUGCACCUUCGAUGCUCAUGUUUUUAGCAUUUUCUUGGAUUCCGUUUCGCCAAUGGACUGACAAAAGCCAACAGAGAUGCUGCUUAAAGAUCUUCCCAGAGAGGCCCUGAUGCGGCCGCUGUCCAGGAAUGAAGUGGUGGGCAUGCUGCUCAGGUUGACCAUCUUUGGUGCAGCCACCUACUACAGCAUCAAAUGGGUUAUAGAGGCUAUGGAUCCUACCUACAAGCAGAAAAACCAAGCCAAGAAAAGGGCAGAACAGCUGAUGAAGAGGAUUGGAGUGGAGGGAGUGAAGCUUACUGAGUAUGAGAUGAACAUUGCAUCUCACCUAGUGGACCCACAUACUAUGAGGGUGUCCUGGAGAGAUAUAGCAGGUCUGGAUGAGGUCAUCAACGAACUGCAAGACACAGUCAUCCUGCCCUUUCAGAAGAGACAUCUUUUAGCUGGAUCCAAACUCUUCCAGCCUCCUAAAGGUGUUUUAUUGUUUGGUCCUCCGGGAUGUGGGAAGACCAUGAUUGCAAAGGCAACAGCCAAAGCCUCGGGCUGCAAGUUUAUAAACCUUCAGGCAUCCACGCUGACAGACAUGUGGUACGGCGAAUCACAGAAACUGACCGCUGCCGUCUUCUCAUUGGCUGCCAAAAUCCAGCCAUGUAUCGUCUUUAUCGAUGAGAUUGAGUCGUUUCUGAGGAACCGCUCCAGCUUGGAUCAUGAGGCCACAGCCAUGAUGAAAGCCCAGUUCAUGAGUCUGUGGGACGGCAUGGAUACUUCCUCAAGCACCCAGGUGAUGAUCAUGGGAGCUACAAACCGACCUCAGGACGUGGAUCCAGCCAUUCUGCGCAGGAUGCCCGCCACGUUUCAUGUUGGACUACCAAACACAAGACAGAGACAAGACAUCCUGAGGCUGAUUUUAGCAGGAGAAAACCUGAGCAACGCAAUUAAUCUGAAGGAGAUUGCUGAGAAGACAGACAGUUACUCCGGCAGCGACCUGCGGGAGCUUUGCCGCGAUGCCGCCAUGUACCGAGUUCGGGACUACGUUCGCAAGGAGCAGAUGAGGCAGAUUGCGCAGCAGCUGCAGGACAGCGAGGAGGAGGAAAGACCUGUAGAUGAGGAGCGCUUGCGGCCAGUCACCCAGCUGGACCUCCUCUUCGGCCUGGACAAGAUGAAGGAAGCAAAGCGAGCAACGGCCUUCAUGUUACCCAGCGUGACGGAUGUUCCCCUGGACUAAAAAACCUGCUGUGCACCAACGACGGGAAGCAAGUUCUUGUCUCUUUUGUCCACAGAGUGUUCCAUCUGGCCAAUCUGAGGCUCCUCCAACAUGUUAGAGGUGCGGCUGGACAAGCCAGCAAGCAGCCAUACUUCUCUUUAAACUUUUUUUAUUUAUUAUCCAGGCAGGGAUUGUUCUGAGCAUGCACAGCCCCGCUACAUGUGUACAAUGAUAGUACAUUCAGAAAU
Molecule: messenger RNA, 1457 nt
Organism: Scomber japonicus (chub mackerel)
Lineage: Eukaryota; Metazoa; Chordata; Actinopteri; Scombriformes; Scombridae
Gene: atad1a
Product: ATPase family AAA domain containing 1a
Exons: 10
Coding region: 85-1230 (381 amino acids)
Cellular component (GO): mitochondrial outer membrane
Molecular function (GO): ATP hydrolysis activity; ATP binding
Source: RefSeq, a predicted model, not a curated record